CUCUAUUCCUUUAUUCUUUAUUUUAGGAGCCUUUUUUGGGCGCUUUUCCCUUCGUCUUGAUUCAAUUUCUAGGGUUUUAGCCCUCGGACCGGUUUUUUGUUGAUCCCUCGAGCGGUCGGCGACGCUCAGGUUGUUCGCCAGAACUCCUCAAACUUCAUUUCGAAACCAAAGCAGACAGAGAGUGUUUCCAUUAGGGCGGAGGAAGAUAUGUCGGUGUCAAUGAGAGAGUUGGAUCCUACUUUCCAAGGAGCAGGACAGAAAGCAGGGAUUGAAAUAUGGCGUAUUGAGAAUUUUCAUCCAGUUGCUGUCCCAAAGUCCUCUCAUGGGAAGUUUUUCACAGGGGAUUCUUACAUCAUUCUGAAGACAACUGCCUUAAAAAGUGGUGCUCUGCGUCAUGAUAUCCAUUACUGGCUUGGAAAAGAUACAAGCCAGGAUGAAGCUGGGACUGCUGCCAUCAAGACUGUGGAACUUGAUGCAGCCCUUGGUGGACGUGCUGUUCAGUAUCGUGAGGUUCAGGCCCAUGAAACCGAGAAGUUCCUGUCUUAUUUUAAACCAUGUAUCAUUCCACAACAGGGAGGGGUGGUAUCUGGAUUCAGGCAUUCUGAAGUAAAUGAACAUGAGCAUGAGACUCGUCUAUAUGUUUGCAAAGGAAAACAUGUUGUCCAUGUAAAAGAGGUUCCAUUUGCGCGGUCAUCCCUCAAUCAUGAUGACAUAUUCAUUCUGGAUACCAAGUCUAAGAUUUUUCAGUUUAAUGGAUCCAACUCAUCUAUUCAAGAGAGGGCUAAAGCUCUUGAAGUUGUCCAAUACAUUAAAGAUACCUAUCAUGAUGGCAAGUGUGAGGUUGCUGCUGUAGAGGAUGGAAAGUUGAUGGCUGAUGCUGAGGCUGGAGAGUUCUGGGGUCUCUUUGGUGGCUUUGCACCUCUUCCGAGAAAGGGAGCCUCUGAGGAUGUAAAAAGUGCGGAGGUCUUUUCUGCAAGGCUUCUUUGUGUUGAGAACGGGCAGCCAGUGCCUAUUGAUGCUGAUUCAUUGACAAGGGAAAUGCUACAGACAAAUAAGUGUUACCUGCUGGAUUGUGGUAUUGAAGUUUAUGUGUGGAUGGGCAGAAAUACAUCUCUCGAGGAGCGGAAAAGUGCAAGCACUGCUGCAGAGGAUUUAAUUCGUGAACCUGACCGACCUAAUGCUCAUGUAAUCCGUGUUAUUGAGGGAUUCGAAACUGUCAUGUUUCGAUCAAAAUUUGACACAUGGCCGCAGACAGCUAAUGUAACAGUGUCCGAAGAUGGUAGAGGCAAGGUCGCCGCACUUCUAAAACGCCAAGGAUUGAAUGUGAAAGGCCUUAUGAAGACUGAUCCUGUCAAAGAUGCUGAACCUCAGCCAUAUAUUGAUUGCACAGGCAAUUUACAGGUUUGGCGUGUUAAUGGCCAAGAAAAGAUCGCUCUUUCAUCGUCUGAUCAGUCAAAAUUUUAUAGCGGAGAUUGUUAUAUUUUCCAGUAUUCAUAUCCUGGUGAAGAUAGAGAAGAAUACCUUGUUGGCACUUGGUUUGGGAAGAAAAGCAUCAAGGUAAAUUAGCAUCUUUCGUCUAUCUUGUUUUGACAAGUAAGACCUAAAAAAGCACCAUGAGUUGAUGCUGGAAAUGUUUCAGUUCCAAGGUUCAUUCUGAGCUAGUAGAUAUAAAUGUUACAACCAAGAACCAUAGUAUUUUCAUCAGUCUGUUAGUGCUCUCUCAGUGUGGGGAAAAAAAUCUAAAAUAUAACAUAUAUUAGCUAAGCAGACUUAUCUCAGUAGGUUGGAACACCUUUACUCUGUUCGUGCACUUGGAAUUGGUUCUGCUUUUCUGGGCUCAAUCGUGGAAUUUUGUACUCCCCCCAUAUUCUCAACACCCAGACAUGCACAGGAUCUGUUGCUGAGAUUUUGUUUUAGUUCGGUCCUAUGAUUUAUAAUUUGUGCCUUUUUUUGAAAUGGUAAUGCAGUUUGCUAUAUGAAACCGUGCCUUGAUCUGUUGUUCUCUAGAUUCUUCAUAUUUAGGGGAAUCUUGCAGUGUCAUUUCGGUUGAAUGAGCUUCUAGUUUCUCUCUUACUUAGAGUUACCUUGGCAAUGAAAUUCACCAGGGAUUGAUAAUAAGUUGAAACUGGCAAAAGUUCUCAAACUUUCAUGGAUGUAGAUAUAAACUGGCCUCAUAUGGACGUAAUAAGAGUUGCUGGCUAAGACUUAUCGGCCUCUUAAACAAUGGUCAUAUCUCAUUGCUUUUAUUAAGAGAAAAUUGAUUUGGUGACAUAGAUCUAGUAUAGUCUCGAAAAGAUUUUUCCCAGAAUUUUGUCUCAAACUUUUUCUUUCUGAGAAUGGCUGAGAUUUCUAUCAUUAGCAUAAACCCAGUUUUACAAACAACAAAAAUUCUAAUUAAAUAUACAUUGACAGUGGUCCACAUUAGGGAGAAGUGGUCUGCAGAAGUAAAUAAUCCUUAGUAAGUAUCGUCCUAGGUUCAAUUUAGACAAUCAACUUUCACAUGCUAUAAACUAAGUUCCCCUGCUACAGUUGAAAUUUCAAUAGUUUUGCUCUCAGUCGAGGUAUAAUAUACAAGGUUCAUGGUGGCUGGAAAGCAAUGAGAUGGUUUGGUAGUGGUCUUCAUUAGCCUUUUUAAUAGAGAAGUUUGAGUGUGGGACUAA
Molecule: messenger RNA, 2660 nt
Organism: Phoenix dactylifera (date palm)
Lineage: Eukaryota; Viridiplantae; Streptophyta; Magnoliopsida; Arecales; Arecaceae
Source: RefSeq, a predicted model, not a curated record